CCCUCCCAGCUCCCAGAGCCUGCGGGUGCAGCAAGAUGGCGGACGGUGACGGCUUAGGUGAAGCAGCGACUGCUGCGGCAUCUCCUCCCGCACCUGCUCCCGGCCAAAGCCUGUCCCUGGGCUGGAGGGAGCGGCUACGGGCUGGGCUGGCUGGGACUGGGGCCUCGCUGUGGUUCGUGGCGGGGCUGGGACUGCUUUACGUUCUGAGGGUCCCGCUGAGGCUGUGUGAGAAUUUGGCAGCGGUGACAGUAUUUUUAAAUUCAUUGACGCCCAAAUUCUAUGUGGCACUUACAGGAACAUCUUCUUUGAUAUCAGGACUAAUAUUUAUGUUUGAAUGGUGGUACUUCCAUAAGCAUGGCACGUCUUUUAUUGAGCAAGUAUCUGUGAGCCAUUUGCGACCUCUGAUGGGAGGAACGGAGAGCAGCAUUUCAGAGCCAGGUUCUCCUUCUAGCAACAGAGAAAGUGAAACCAGCAGACAGAAUUUGUCAGAAUGCAAAGUAUGGAGGAACCCUCUAAAUCUUUUCAGAGGAGCAGAAUAUAGGAGAUACACUUGGGUGACUGGUAAAGAGCCACUUACCUACUAUGACAUGAAUUUGUCAGCUCAGGACCAUCAGACCUUUUUCACCUGUGACACGGACUUUUUACGUCCUUCAGACACAGUUAUGCAGAAGGCAUGGAGGGAAAGAAAUCCUCCAGCUCGAAUCAAAGCAGCCUAUCAAGCUUUAGAAUUAAACAAUGACUGUGCCACUGCAUAUGUUCUACUGGCUGAGGAAGAAGCAACAACUAUUGUGGAUGCUGAAAGGUUAUUUAAACAGGCACUCAAGGCAGGAGAGACAAUUUACAGGCGGUCACAGCAGUGCCAGCACCAAAGUCCUCAGCACGAAGCUCAACUGAGAAGAGAUACGAAUGUACUGGUAUAUAUUAAAAGAAGAUUAGCAAUGUGUGCAAGAAAAUUAGGAAGAAUAAGAGAAGCAGUAAAAAUAAUGAGAGAUCUGAUGAAAGAAUUUCCUCCUCUUACCAUGUUGAACAUCCAUGAGAAUCUCCUAGAAUCACUUUUAGAAUUACAGGCCUAUGCAGAUGUUCAGGCUGUCCUAGCAAAAUAUGAUGAUAUAAGCCUUCCAAAGUCAGCAGCAAUCUGUUACACAGCAGCACUAUUGAAGACAAGGACUGUUUCAGAUAAAUUCUGUCCUGAAACAGCCUCCAGAAGAGGGCUAAGCAUGGCAGAAAUUAAUGCUGUGGAAGCAAUUCAUAGAGCUGUGGAAUUUAAUCCUCAUGUUCCAAAAUAUUUACUAGAGAUGAAGAGUCUAAUUUUACCUCCAGAACACAUUCUGAAACGAGGUGAUAGUGAAGCAAUUGCCUAUGCUUUCUUCCAUCUUCAGCAUUGGAAGAGAAUAGAAGGUGCUCUGAAUCUGUUACAGUGUACGUGGGAAGGCACUUUUAGAAUGAUUCCAUACCCUUUAGAGAAAGGCCAUCUAUUUUACCCUUAUCCCAGCUGCACAGAGACUGCUGAUAGAGAGCUAUUACCUACCUUUCAUCAUGUUUCUGUUUACCCAAAGAAGGAGCUUCCUUUUUUCAUCCAUUUCACAGCAGGACUGUGUUCUUCUACAGCAAUGAUAGCUCUUCUCACACACCAGUUUCCUGAAAUCAUGGGUGUUUUUGCUAAAGCUGUAAGUAUGAUCUCAAGGACUUGUGUAGAGUAUUUGUAAAACACACAAGAAACCAUCUCUGAUCUGUUUGUGCUAAGCCAGUUGAUCAGUGGAAGAUGUUUGUUAUAGUAAAUUACAGGAACUGAUUUGUAAAGUUGCUGCCAUAAAUAUGUCAAACAUAAGUUUCUUGGUGACUUGAGCUAUAUUUUUGUUGCUUAAAAAUUUAAAGACUACAAUGGUGUAACAUUAUACAGUUGGUCUUUGUAGAUCACUUUUGGUGGUAGACACAGCACUUGUUACUAGCUGAGGAAUAAUCCAACUCUUUUAAAUGCUUUCUUUUUGGCAUUUAAAAAAAUUCCCUAUUUUGUAAACAAAUUUUGAUUUUUCCAUUUAAAUGAAAUCAUCAGUUGUAAGCUUUGCUGAUGGAGAAUAAGUAGGUAAGAUGGUACAGAUGCGACAUUUGCCCUGAGUACAGAAUACGCUUCUUUACUCAAAGCUUCUCCCUGUUGUAUCUUCAUGUUCUUAUUGACUUUCCCCAAUCUUGGGUGUAAAACCGCGUAUAGACCUUUAGUUUCAUUUUUGUCCUUCAAUUUUGAACUACUUCCCCAUUUCCUGACCCAGGUCCAGAAAGUACUUGAUAUUAGAGAGAGUAUCCCAUGAUUAUUUACUCUUCUACAUAAAGUUAGUAAUUAGUGGCACUGGCUUAAAGUAAAAUUACCAAAGAUAAGUCCCUUUGAGUCUCUGAGCCUUUAAAAAAAUGUGUCUCUCUUGUACAUCUUGGCAUUUUUACCAGGUAAUAAUAGUUCAAACCCAAAAGGAAAAUGCUAAUUCAUUCUAGUCCCAGAUCAAAAAGCAUUGAGAACUGUAGAAACACUGGCCCUUACUCGGUAAUGUAAUUUCUAUAUUUUUCUCUAUAUGCCUCCAUUUUGACUCUCUGUUUCCUCACAAUUUCUUUUUCUGCCUUAAGAACAGUUUAUUUUGUGCCUUAAAGAUCAGUUGGUUUUCUUUUGGCACCAGUAGUAAAAGCACUGGUUUCCCUUUUUCCCUGAAGGUCAACUGUAUAAUGUGUUAACUUGCCACUGGCUGUAGGCCUAGGAGUCUGCGACUGCACUUGAUUCUGGGUCAGUCUUCAAGGGGAAUGACUUCCCACUGUUGUUCAGGGAGUAUAGCUAUUUGGGUUGGAAACGGACUAUUUCCUUUUAGUGUAAAAGGGAAGUGUAGUGAUCAUACCAUAACUGUUAUUCGCAGUGGUGCUGCCUAGGGAGUGAGUGCAUCUCAAACUGAAAUGACCUUACUGUGUAAUCUGGCAUGGAAAAAGUUGACUAGAAAAGGAAUCCUGUCCAUUUAACAACUGGAAAAAUAUAUGCAGCUGUGUAUUUGAGAUCACAGGCGAGCAGUGGAAAACUCCUUGGGUUUCUCUCAGGGCAGUGGGGAAAAGAUAAAAUUGAGUGAGGAGCAAGAUCUAGAAUCUGGAAUCGAUAGGUAGCAAUUGUUAGUAGUAUACUUCCAGCUAAAAAUAAUGUGGAGUGUACUCACUAUCUGUUCUGUCCAUUCAUGUUAGUAUAUAGUGUCUGUCUUUACCUGAGACAUUGCUGAUGGCACCGGAAGAGCCUUUAAGAUUACAUAGCACAAGCUCCUUAGCACUCUUCUAGAAGAGUCUGAGAAUGAAUAAUUAUGUAUUUUAAAGUGGACACUUUUUUUUAGACCAAAAGUUAUUAAUUUACUGUGAUUCUAGUUAGUGAACAAUAAACAGGCAUUUAUUUACUAUCUUUUGAUAUUUGUAUGGUUGGUGGUAUAUAGUGAAAAAUGUGCCUCACAGCAAACUUUUAUAGCCACAUUUUAUCCUCUGGCCUUUACAUGCACAUUUUAAGUUCCUAAAAGCUAACUAUUUACUGAAAGUACCUGGAGAUCAAUAUUUGGUAUGCUGCAGUAUCAAAGUCAGGUUUCAUUGAAGACUUUAUGGAAAAUUAUUACAUAAGGGCCAUCCCCAUCUUAUGAACACAACGUAUAAAUGCCGAACAGCCAAUCAGCCAGCAACGGAGCUGGAGGCUCAAAUUCUACUUCUUCACCUCUUAAUAUAGUGUGGUCUAUGGAGUAGGAACGUCACCAUCACCCAGAGUGGUCUAUGUAGUAGGAACAUCACCAUCACCCAGGAGCUUGUUAGAAAGACAUAGCCUCAGGCACCACUCCACACGUCCUGAAUCUGCUUUUUAACAUGACCCCCAGGUGAUCCUGUAUGCACAUUUAAAAUCUAAGAAGCCCUGCUCUCCUCUACCCCCAUAGGAGGAACGUAGAUUGCUUGGAUAGUGCCACUUUUUUGAGGUAGAGAAGGGGGGCAGCAUUGCAGAAUGGUGAUGAGCAUAGGUUCUGGAGCCAAACUGCUUUGCUUUGAGUUCCAGCCUGACAUUUACUGUCUGUGCAACUUCAGAUAAGUUACUUAACCAUUUCUCCCCCUCAUCGUGAAAUGAGAGUAGUACUUCCUCAUGGGUUUUUGUGAGGGUUAAAGGGGAGUGUUACUGUUGUUGUCACCCGUCAUGGUCAUCAUUAUCACCAAAGUGCAGCUGUAGUGAAGAAUACUACCCCCUUCACGCUGUGGGAGCCAUGUCCCAAUAGUACAUUCAAAAUGUGUUUCCCACAGAAAUUGUAGUAUAAAUGGUGGUUAUAUGUCAUUUAAACAAGACUGUCAGUACCAUACUGCUGGUACACUAUGUGUAUUUGUACCACCAAAAGGGGAGAAAUGUUUCAGAUUCUAGGAGCUGGCAAACUGCCUCGUAGAACAGAAACUAUUGGUCAAUUGCAAACUGCCUAUGUUAGGGUUUUCAAUUAAGUCAUAUAUUUGAUAGCCAAAUAUAGUGGAACUCAAUCUAUUUAGGAAGGCAAAACAAUUUAAGAAAAUUUCCUAAAUUUCUUCUAUUGUUGUCAUGGUCCCCUCCUCAUCUAAUAUAUAUUUUUGUUUUAGCUCACAUGCUAGAGUAAUUUACUUUGAAUUUGUUAAAAUACAUUUGUUACAAAAAUUGCUUUUUUUGUGAAGCAAGGCACUACGGAUUAAUGAUUUUUAAUAACCCCACUGUACAUCAGAUUGAGAUAAAUGGAAGGGAAUGAACUAGAAUGGUUAGUGGUUUUAGUGCCUGGUUGUUGUUGUUUUGUUUUUUGUUUUUUGUUUUUUUUUGCAUGGUAUAAAGCUAUAUGGAAUAAGACUUCAGUGUCAGCAAGUUAGGACUUUUUUCUUGUUUUUUUUUCCUGGCUGAGAUGAAAACCAAGCCUGACAUUCGACAUAGAGCAAUAAUAAUAAUAAAAAAAUGCAUAAGUCCCUGGAGAUGUGGAAUGUGCUGAUAUCAGAGCCGAUAUUCUCCAAGGCCAGAAUUCCUGAAAAAGGAAAAAUUGCUUUUAAGUGGUAGGUCAUUUUCUCACCUGCUUUGAAGCCUGCUGGGUUAAAUAUGAGAGUUCAAAGUAAGGGUAGCCAGCAAACCAAAUGAACUGGAAUCUGAUUCUGCUUAUCUGAAAGGAGCUUCUUUAUUUAAGAGCAGCACUGCCCUCUCCUUAGAGAACCAAUCUUCAUCUACUCUGGCCCCUUUCAUUUCUCUCUUGCAAGAAAAGCUUUCUUCUUAGUAAGCCUUGGGAGGGCGUUAUCACAGCAGUGAAGACUAAAGAUGGUCUUUGGGGAUUUCACUAACUUGCUGAUGAAUUCAGGCUUGUGGCAUGUGACUUUAGUACUUUGAAUUCAGAAGUGUGUUUGAAUAUAAAAAUCCCUAGUUGGGUUUUAACUAAAUAGGAUAGCCUUUGCAACUUGGCAGAAAAAGGUGUUAGUGGGUAAAGACAGGAAUAAAAAAGAUUCCCAAAUAAAUUGUUUGUUUCACUAAAGCAAACCUCUGUUGAAAUCUGUUUCACUGAACACAUAUUGUAGCUGUGCUGAGGUGGGAAUGGGCCCUGUUUCCACAUAUUUUUACUAAUCUUUAUGUGGGAAAAUGUGGUUGGACAUGCCAGUGAUGAAUUUCUGAGCAACUCAUAAUUGGCUGGCUCCACUGUAACUAGGGCCUAACGAUCUGCUUGAUUAAUUCUUUAAGGACUACAUUAGCCAAGUUGCAUGAUUUCCAAAGAUAUAGAAGGUCAGAUGUUAUACUAACAAAAGACCUUUCUACAGAA
Molecule: messenger RNA, 5789 nt
Organism: Panthera uncia (snow leopard)
Lineage: Eukaryota; Metazoa; Chordata; Mammalia; Carnivora; Felidae
Gene: ST7L
Product: suppression of tumorigenicity 7 like
Exons: 14
Coding region: 36-1706 (556 amino acids)
Source: RefSeq, a predicted model, not a curated record